AGCUGCAUGUGGGUUAGUUGUCAGAGCACCGAAGCGAAAGCGGUAAAGUAGCCAACUGCAGUUAGUUAUCCUUUUGCGCCUCCCGAAAUAUUCGAUGAAUCUGUCAAGCCUUUUUCUUCUGGCCCUUGUGGCAUCAGUCGCUAUCGGCGCAAGCUCUGCCCAUAGAAUAAACAGGCCCGAACAGAAACCCCCAAAGGAGUCGUGUCAGGUCACCACCACACCUCCACCGUGUGGUAAGGAAACCACGACAACGACAACGUGUUCCCCAACAACCACAACGUGUUCCUCAACUACCACGACCACCACAACUACGACAACAACCACAACUACGACGACGACAACAACAAUCACCACCACAACAACGACUACAACAACCACGGCGACAACAACAACAACGUGUUCCCCAACAACAACCACUACCCCACAAGAGGAACCCUGCGAACCCAACGAGCCGUCAACGCCUACCCCACCUGCACCUACGCCUUGUGAGCCCAACGAGUCGUCAACUCCCUCUCCAUCCUCUCCCUCUGAGCCCAACGAGCCUAUAACUCCCACUUCAUCCUCUCCCUCUGAGCCCAACGAGUCGUCAACUCCCACCCCAUCAUCUACCUCUGAGCCCAACGAGCCGUCAACGCCUACUGCACCCGCACCUACGCCUUGUGAGCCCAACGAGCCGUCAACUCCCUCUCCAUCCUCUCCCUCUGAGCCCAACGAGCCUAUAACUCCCACUCCAUCCUCUCCCUCUGAGCCCAGCGAGCCGUCAACUCCCACUCCAGCCCCACCUUCUCCUUGUGAGCCAAACGACUCGACAACUCCGCCACCUUCACCUUGCGAAACGACCACCACUACGACAACAACAACAACUACAACAACGACGACCACCACAACAACGACGACCACCACUACGACUACCACCACUACGACCACCACCACAACAACAACUACAACGACGACCAACACAACAACAACAACGUGUUCCCCAAUAACAACCACUACCCCACAGGAGGAACCCUGCAAGCCAAACGAGCUGUCGACACCAACAUCAUCCUCUCCCUCUGAGCCCAACGAACCGUCAACUCCCACUCCAGCCCCACCUUCUCCUUGUGAGCCAAACGAGUCGACAACUCCGCAACCUUCACCAUGUGAGACGACAACAACGACGACCACCACAACGACGACGACAACCACUACUACGACAACAACGACGACCACCACAACGACGACGACAACAACGACGACCACCACAACGACGACGACAACCACAACGACGACGACUACCACUACAACAACGACGACUACUACAACAACAACAACCACCACAACAACGACAACAACAACAUGUUCCCCAACAACAACCACUACCCCACAAGAGGAACCCUGCGUGCCUAACGAGCCGUCAACGCCUACCCCACCCGCACCUACGCCUUGUGAGCCCAACGAGCCGUCAACUCCCACUCCAUCCUCUCCCUCUGAGCCCAACGAGCCGUCAACACCUACCCCACCCGCACCUACGCCUUGUGAGCCCAACGAGCCGUCAACUCCUACUCCAUCCUCUCCCUCUGAGCCCAACGAGCCGUCAACCCCUACUCCAUCCUCUCCCUCUGAGCCCAACGAGCCGUCAACCCCUACUCCAUCCUCUCCCUCUGAGCCCAGCGAGUCGUCGACUCCAACACCUUCCUCUCCCUCUGAACCCAACGAGCCUUCAACUCCCUCUCCAGCCCCACCAUCUCCCUGUGAGCCAGUGUCCACAACUCCACCACCUUCACCUUGUGAGACGACCACCACUACAACAACGACGACCACUACAACAACAACGACAACCACAACCACGACCACGACAACAACCACCACAACAACAACGUGUUCCCCAACAACAACCACUACCCCACAAGAGGAACCCUGUGAGCCCAACGAGCCGUCAACACCUACCCCACCCGCACCUACGCCUUGUGAGCCCAACGAGCCAACUCCUACUCCAUCCUCUCCCUCUGAGCCCAACGAGCCGUCAACCCCUACUCCAUCCUCUCCCUCUGAGCCCAGCGAGUCGUCGACUCCAACACCUUCCUCUCCCUCUGAACCCAACGAGCCUUCAACUCCCACUCCAGCCCCACCAUCUCCCUGUGAGCCAGUGUCCACAACUCCACCACCUUCACCUUGUGAGACGACCACAACUACAACAACGACCACCACAACAACGACGACCACCACAACAACGACAACCACCACAACAACAACCACGACUACCACAACAACAACCACGACGACAACAGCGUGUAUACCAACAACGACAACCACUACUCCACAACAGCAACCUUGUAAGUCAGCCACCACCACCACCCCAAAACAGGCACCGUGCGAACCAACAACCACGUCAACACCCCCUCCCUGUGCUCGCAAAACCACCUCCCCACCACCGUGCGAAGAGACAACGACACCUGCCUGCAGAACUGAGCGUGAUCAGAGUGGUCUAGCUCAAUUGAUUCCCAAGCCAAUUAAAGAUCUCUUCGCUGGUUCGAGCUCCAGCACCAAAGCUACUCCUUCGAUCGGAUUCAGUGCCAUGUGUGCUGGUCGCGCGGACGGAAGUAUUGUCCAGGACCCUAAUCAUUGCAGGAGGUACUAUGAAUGCCGCGCUGGCCGUCGCCUGCUGCGCAAGUGUCGCGCCGGUUUGUGGUACGAUUCAGAGGCGGGAGAGUGCCUGCCACGCAGCCAAGUGUUGAACUGCCCGGCACAACGUAACUGAGACAUUUAAACCGACUCGACGCAACCGGAAUGGGAUCGCAGCUUGUAUAGCAACUUGUAUCCGUAGCCAACUGUAACCGCCCACUCAAUAAACAGCAUAUAAAUCGCA
Molecule: messenger RNA, 2848 nt
Organism: Drosophila yakuba
Lineage: Eukaryota; Metazoa; Arthropoda; Insecta; Diptera; Drosophilidae
Product: mucin-2
Exons: 2
Coding region: 95-2740 (881 amino acids)
Cellular component (GO): extracellular region
Molecular function (GO): chitin binding
Source: RefSeq, a predicted model, not a curated record